Meloidogyne enterolobii is the source of this 236-nucleotide messenger RNA. The record is from the annotation of a GenBank genome assembly. NCBI's taxonomy places the organism in Eukaryota, Metazoa, Nematoda, Chromadorea, Rhabditida, Meloidogynidae.
AUGAGCUCUGCCUUAAAAAUAAGCUCCAAAACUUUUUAUGAUAUCCUCCUUUUUACCAAACUAAUUUGUCUUUUGCAACCCAGUGUACAUACAGUGGUGAUCUUUGUUUUUUUUUCAAAAAUUAUUGUUAAAAAUGAGAGAAAAGAAGCUGACAUGAGAGAGAAUUGGGAAAGGAUACACUGGGGGGUGCAGUUAAGAAAACUACUGUAAGUAUAUUUAUUAAAAACUAAUUUCUU